Messenger RNA from Adineta steineri, 954 nucleotides. NCBI's taxonomy places the organism in Eukaryota, Metazoa, Rotifera, Eurotatoria, Adinetida, Adinetidae. The record is from the annotation of a GenBank genome assembly.
AUGUCUGGUCAUCAACAUCAUCAUCAUAAGCAACAUAACCAUCAUCAUCAGCAUUCAGGAGGACUUGGUAGCGGCCCAGGCAGCGUUGUGAAAGAAAAUGAUAAAUCAAAAGGCCCUGCUUCUCUUCAUAAAGAAGGAGGAGGUUCUGCUUGUUCGCACAAGAGCCAGGGAAGUGCUCAUAGUAGUCAACACGGUAAACAUGAGGGGCAUAGCGGUAGUCAUCAUCAUCAUGGAUCAAGCGGAAAUCGUGGCAGCCAUCAUGCAGGACAUGGCGGUGCUCAGCAGAAUGCACCGGGUGGUGAACAACACAACGCACCCACCGGAUAUAACGCUGGUCAACACAGUACGCCCGCUGGAUAUAGCGGUCAACAUAAUGCGCCACAAGUUGGACCCGGGGUAUAUGGUGGCCAACAUAAUGCACCAGGUACUGGAUCAUAUGGUGCACCACCAGGACCGUAUGGUACACCACCAGGGCCAUAUGGUGCACCACCAGGAUCAUAUAAUGCACCACCAGGACCAUAUAAUGCACCACCAGGACCAUAUAAUGCACCACCAGGACCAUAUGGUGCACAUGGGCCAUAUGGUGCACCCCCCGGAGCGUAUGGUGCACCUCCUGGACCAUAUGGUGCACCUCCCGGAGCGUAUGGCGCACCCCCUGGACCAUAUGGCGCACCUCCUGCAGGAUAUGGCGCACCUCCCGGAACAUAUGGUGCACCUCCUGGAGCAUAUGGCGCACCUCCCGGAUCAUAUGGUGCACCUCCUGGAGCAUAUGGCGCACCUCCCGGAGCAUAUGGUGCACCUGGUGGAUAUGGUAGACCAAGCGCACCCGUUAUAUAUGGCGGUGGUCAACCUAAUAUGCCCGGUGGCGUACCUCAUGGUAGACCCGCUGGACCACAUAGCGGACCUAGUGGCGGUCAAUAUGGUGUGCCUGGUAGAUCUGAAGGUUCUCAAUAA